This is a messenger RNA of Trichosurus vulpecula (common brushtail), 1584 nucleotides long. RefSeq names its product erythropoietin receptor (gene EPOR). Gene Ontology annotation, cellular component: external side of plasma membrane; membrane. Gene Ontology annotation, biological process: hemopoiesis; cytokine-mediated signaling pathway; positive regulation of cell population proliferation. Gene Ontology annotation, molecular function: protein binding; erythropoietin receptor activity. The transcript is spliced from 8 exons. The coding region runs from base 1 to 1584 and encodes 527 amino acids. NCBI's taxonomy places the organism in Eukaryota, Metazoa, Chordata, Mammalia, Diprotodontia, Phalangeridae. The record is from RefSeq and is a predicted model, not a curated record.
AUGGAACGAGGUGGGCCCCCCCACUGGCCUGGCAUUGGGUCCCUCUGUGUCCUACUCAGCGCAGGAGCUGCCUGGGCAACCCCUGCACCACAGUGGGACCUGAAGCAUGAACCAGGACUGGAAGGUCCCUUGUUUGAGAGCAAAGUCACUCUGUUGUUGGCUGAAGAGAAAGAGAAGCCCAUAUGCUUCACACAGAGAUUGGAGGAUCUGGUCUGCUUCUGGGAAGAGAUGGCCAGCUUGGGAUCCAGGAACUACAGUUUCUUCUACCAGUUGGAGGAGGAAUUAUGGAAACCCUGCAUGCUGAAGGUUGUCUGGACGGGAAGGGGCACCAUUCGAUACACCUGCCCGUUCCCCCUGUCUGAUGCCUCCAGCUUCAUCCCACUAGAGCUGAAGGUCAUGGCUGCCCCCAAUGGCACGGAACUCCGUCGGACCAUCUAUAUCAAUGAAGUAGUGUUUCUGGACCCACCCUCUGGCUUAACAGUGCAGCAGACAGAGACCCCCAGCCAGGUGGCCCUUCGCUGGCUCCCACCGCCAAUGGCCCAAGUGACCAAGGACAUCCAUUAUGAGGUCAAGUACUCAGAAGCAGCUGGCACCAUGGAGCAGAGGAUGGAUGUCCAGGAAGGAAGGACAGACUGUGUUAUUGCCAACCUCCGCGGGCACACUCACUAUACCUUUGCUGUUAGGGCAAAGAUGGCAGAGCCCAGCUAUAGCGGCUACUGGAGCUCCUGGUCCCAGCCGGUCACCGUGCUGAUAGCCAGCAAACCGGACCCUCUGAUUCUGAGCAUGUCUGUGAUACUCACUGUCAUUCUGCUCUUGGCAGUCAUCUUGGGCCUCCUCUCACAGCGAAGGUUUCUGAAACAGAUGUUUUGGCCAGGCAUCCCUAGUCCAGAGCAUGGGUACGAGGGUCUCUUCACCAUCCACAGAGGGGACUUCCAGCUGUGGCUGGGACAGAGCGACGCCUGCUUGUGGUGGGGGCCGCUUGGCGCUUACCUGGAGGAGCCACCAGCCAGGCUGGAAGUACUGUCUGAGCGCUGCUGGGUGAUCCCUGCUGAGCCAGCCCGGGAGGAGGAGGCCAGCCGGCUGGCCCAGGGAGCAAAGGAUGACUACCUCACACUGGACACAAGGCUGCUGCCCCACAGUCCAGCUGCUGGGCCCCUGGGGCUGGGCUCCUUCAGCCUUCAGGGCUCAGGCAGCAGUGCGAGCAGGGCCCUGGAGGCUGAGGGGGAGCCAGCGAUGGAAACAGAUGCCAAGUCUGGUUCCUUUUCCAUGAUCUCAAUCUCCGCUCUAGAGCCUGAGCAGGAAGAACAGGUGUCAGCCUCCAACUUUGAGUACACCAUCCUGGAUCCCAGUUCUCAAUUGCUAUGUCCUCGAGCCUCCCCACCCUCCCCACCCCCUAGGCCCCCUGACCUCAAGUAUCUAUAUCUUAUGGUCUCAGACUCUGGAAUCUCAGCCGACUACAGCUCUGGUGGCUCCCAAGGGGCCCUUGGCAGCUCCCCUGAAGGCCCCUACACCAACCUGUAUGAGAAUAGCCUUCUCCAGCCUAGCCCAGAGCCUCUGCCCCCAAGCUAUGUGGCCUGCUCCUAG